Messenger RNA from Elephantulus edwardii (Cape elephant shrew), 7038 nucleotides. RefSeq names its product G protein-coupled receptor 179 (gene GPR179). NCBI's taxonomy places the organism in Eukaryota, Metazoa, Chordata, Mammalia, Macroscelidea, Macroscelididae. Gene Ontology annotation, biological process: G protein-coupled receptor signaling pathway. The transcript has 11 exons. Gene Ontology annotation, molecular function: G protein-coupled receptor activity. The coding region runs from base 1 to 7038 and encodes 2345 amino acids. The record is from RefSeq and is a predicted model, not a curated record. Gene Ontology annotation, cellular component: membrane.
AUGAUCCUCAGGGCAGAGAACGUGCCCUCUCUUGUGUGGAGGCUGCUGGGCUGCUAUUUCUUCUGUGGCUGGGCUCUGGGAGGUUCACAGCCCCUUCACUCUCUGCCCCCUCUGUCCUCCCAAGCCCAGCCAGAAUCUGCACCCAUAUGGGUUCCCCCAGAAGGGGUAGAGGCAGCCUGGACUUUUCUGUACUCUGGAGAUGCUCAGCAGCUGUCAGGAGCUAACUGCAGUGAGCGCUACGAAGCCCAUGGGGCAAGAACCAGACCUGAGCUCCCUCCAGUCCUGCAGAGAGCAGCGGCCACCCUUGCCCAGGCCGCCAACUUCCUUAACAUGCUGCUGCAAGCUAACGACAUCCGCGAGUCCAGUGUGGAGGAGGAUGUGGAGUGGUACCAGGCACUGGUCCGCAGUGUGGCUGAAGGGGACCCAAGGGCAUACCGGGCUUUGUUGACCUUUAGCCCCCCACCUGGGGCCAGCCACCUGCAGCUUGCCCUACAAGCCACUCGAAUACAGGAGGAGACCAUCCUUCAGGACUUGUCUGGGAGCAGGGUGCAGGAGGAGAGCCCUGUUGGGAACCUGGACACCCCUGACCUGCAGAAGCGAGUGCUGACCAAUGACCUAAGGAGCCUUGGGAGCCCCAAAUGGCCACGUGGGGAUGGCUAUGUGGGGGAUAUAGAGCACGUAAGUCUGUCUCCUCCUUUCCUGGAAUGCCAACAGGGCCGGCUCCGUCCUGGCUGGCUUAUCACACUCUCAGCAACCUUCUAUGGACUCAAGCCAGACCUCAGCCCAGAAGUCAGGGGACAAGUGCAGAUGGAUGUGGAUCUUCAGAGCGUGGACAUCAAUCAGUGUGCCAAUGGCCCAGGCUGGUACUCUAACACACACCUGUGUGAUCUCAACAGCACCCAGUGUGUCCCCCUGGAGAACCAGGGCUUUGUUCUGGGUCGCUACCUCUGCCGCUGCCUGCCUGGUUUCUAUGGAGCAAGCCACUCUGGGGGGUUAGAGGAGAGCGCUACCCAGCCUACUGGACAAUUUGGGUCCCUGCAAGGUAGCUCUGGGAGGCUCCUACGAUGCCAGCCAUGUCCUGAGGGCUGCACCAGCUGCAUGGAUGCCACACCAUGCCUGGCAGAGAAGGCUCUGGCACUGCGGGCGGCGGUGCUGACCUGCCAGGCCUGCUGCAUGCUGGCUGUCUUCCUGAGCAUGCUGGUCUCCUACCGCUGCCGUGAGAGCAAGAGGAUCCGGGCUUCUGGGGUUAUCCUGCUGGAAACCAUCCUUUUUGGAUCUCUACUGCUCUACUUCCCUGUCUUCAUUUUGUACUUCAAGCCUAGUGUGUUUCGCUGCAUCGCUCUCCGGUGGGUCCGGCUGCUGGGUUUUGUCAUCGUCUACGGCACCAUUAUACUCAAGCUUUAUAGAGUGCUCCAGCUGUUUCUGUCUCGAACGGCCCAGCGGGGCCCACAUCUGAGCAGUGGGCGGCUGCUGCGGCGUCUGGGUCUGCUGCUGCUACUUGUGCUGGGCUUCCUGGUGGUGUGGACAUCAGGGGUCCUGGAGCGAGAUGCCCAACACAUGUUUCUUGUGACCCAAGGCCACACUCCCACUGGUCGCCACUUCUAUCUCUGUCACCAUGACCGUUGGGACUACAUCAUGGUUGUGGCCGAGAUGCUGCUUCUGUGCUGGGGUAGCUUCCUCUGCUAUGCCACCCGGGCUGUACCCUCAGCCUUCCAUGAGCCACGCUACAUGGGCAUCGCCCUGCACAAUGAGCUGUUGCUCUCUUCUGCCUUCCACACAGCCAGGUUUGUGCUGGUUCCUUCUUUGCACCCCGACUGGACUCUUCUCCUUUUCUUCUUCCACACCCACAGCACAGUCACGGCCACCCUGGCUCUGCUCUUUAUCCCCAAGUUCUGGAAGUCGGGGGCCCCUCCUCGGGAAGAGAUCGUGGAUGAGGUAUAUGAAGAUGAGCUGGAUCUGCAGCGUUCAGGCUCCUACCUCGAAAGUAGCAUCGCCUCAGCCUGGAGUGAGCGCAGCCUGGACCCUGGUGACAUUAGGGAUGAACUGAAGAAGCUCUAUGCCCAGCUGGAGGUCCACAAGACCAAGGAAAUGACAGCCAACAACCCCCACCUGCCCAAGAAGCCCCGCCCGGGGCUGGGCCGCUCGUUCAUCAGGUACCUGGCCGAGUUCCCCGAGGCCCUGGUGAGGCAGCACUCCCGGGAUUCAGGCUCUCCGGGCCGCAGCAGCCGCAGCAGCCUGCCUGGCUCCUCACGGCGGCGGCUCCUCAGCUUCAGCCUCCAGGACCCUGAGGGAGCUCAGGCCCUGCACAAGCCCCCCAGCACCCAUGACCACCACAAAGAGCAGGACCUGCCUCUGCUCGAUUCAAUGGUGAGGAGGAAGCUGGCCCAGAGGAGGGCUGAGAGCCGAGAAAGCCGAGAAUCAGUGGAGGGACCCCCUGUCCUUGGCUUCAGGUCUGCUAGCGCCCACAACCUCACAGUGGGAGAGAGGCUGCCCAGAGCGCGGCCCGCCUCUCUCCACAAAUCGCUCAGUGUCGUGGCUGGCUCCCGGGAAAAGGCCCUGCUUGUGGCCAGCCAGGCUUACCUGGAGGAGUCCUAUAGACAGGCGAAGGAGCGAGAGGAGCGAAAGAAGGCAGAGGCGGCGAUGGCGAGCCCAGGGCGAAGGCCAUCAACGAGGAGGCUAGAGCGAGCUUGGGGUGGCCCCCUGUCAGCCCCACCUUCCCCAGCCAAGAGCAGCAGUGUGGACAGCUCCCACACCUCUAGGCAGCUUCAUGAGGAGUCGGGGAGACAGCUGCCUCACCCACCCAUCAGGCACCAGGUCUCCACACCCAUCUUGGGCCUGCCUGGGGCCUGGCUGGGAGAGCCAAAGAUGUUGUCACCGACCUCCACUUUGACUCCAGCUCUGAUGCCAGCUCCGGUCCUGCCACCAGCCCCUGCCCUAGUACCUGUCCUAAUACCUCCUCAAAGUCCCAGCUUGCUCACCUACAUCUGCCCCUGGGAGAAUGCUGAACUGCCAGUCAAAAAAGAAAAUGUGACCCAGGAAGGCCCCUCAGGGACAGAGCAAGGCAAUCACCUCCCUGGCCCUGCUCGGACGAGGAUCUGGAGGGCCCUCUCAGUGGCAAUAGAGAGAAAGGCGAGUGGGGAGAAUGAAAUGGACACAGAAGACAGGGGUCUCCAGGGGGAAGCUGAGGACAUGGAUGGGGACAGGCCCAAGAUUUUCUCUAAAUCUCACAGCCUCAAGGCCCCUGUUCAACAAGGUUCUGUUCGCAGCCUGGGACUGGCUAUCAAAGCUCUGACCCGUUCUCGGAGCACAUACCGAGAAAAGGAGAGCGGGGAAGAGGGCCCUGAGAAAGGGAGGAAGGACAGAGCUCCAGGAGAGGGUGUGGGGGCUUCCCCCAGAUCUCCCAGGGUGGGCCGGCCCAAGGCAGUGAGUAAGCAGGCUGCCCUUGAGCCCUGUGAUGAUGAGGAGUCCCUCCAGAACCAACAGAAUGCUCACACCAGCAAGAUGCUCCAAGUCUGUCACCAGGAGGACAGAGGCAAGAGGACAGCCCAGGACCUGGGGGAGGGGAAAGCUGAGAAAGCAGGUAAAACGGGGCUCACCACACUGAGGCAGGGUAGGCAGAACACAACUGGGGACAAAAGUGCUGAACAAGUCAAAGAAGACCCUGGGGGAGGGCGGGAACAGCCUAAAGCUGGUCUCCAGUCCCUGGGCACUGCUCCCCACAAGGUGGCAGAGGUGUGCCCCUGGGAACUUGCCAAGGCAGAAAUGUGUCCUCCUGCCAGUGGCAACAAGGUUGAAAUCUGUCCCUGGGAGAUGAGUGAAGGAAGCCUUGAGAUGGGAGCCCUGAAACAGAAUCUAAAAGACAGCUCCCAGGAAGAGAAGGGGAAAGUCCCAGAAAAACCAGGGCCCAAAGACGUGGUUGCCAGUGCUCAGAAAAAGCCAGAGAGGCUGUUCAGGGGGCAGGAGGCAGUGUGUUCCUGGGAGGGUGUUGAUCCUGAGGUAUUGUCCCCUCAGCCAGCCACUCAGGGCACUGAUAGAAGCAAGGGCAGGUUUGAGGCAGCGGGCAGUGGGGAGGCUAGGGAUGUGGUAAUGUGUCAGUUCAAAGUCACUGAUCCAGAGGCUGAUAAAGCUGACAAGGCCGAAGUAGAGCUCUGUCCCUGGGAGGUGUGUGAGGGGGAGAACAAGAAACCAGCCCAGGAAGUAGUGAAGGCACUUCCCCAGGAAAAGCAGAAAACCCCCAAGAAAGCAACCAUUUGGAAAGAACAGAAACUAGAGUGGGAGUCUCUCUGCCCAUGGGAGAGUACAGACUUUCGGGGUCCCUCAGCAGUCUCGACUCAGGUCUCAGAAACUCCAGAGUAUGUAGGGAGUCUGGGAAGUGGCGUCACCGAGGUGUGUCCAUGGGAGGCAGGAGAUACUCUUGCUACCAGGAAAGCAGAGCUCUGUUCUAGGGAGCUGGACACUGAGAAAAUGGGAAAAGGAAGAGAGAGUGAGGGGACAAACAGGGAAUCUCUGCAGGAAAAGAGAAAAGACUCUAGAAAUGGAAGUUCCGGAGAACUGGAGGAACAUGCUGUGCAAAGAGUGCAGAAAUUAAGUAACCAGCAGGAGUCUGUGCAUUCCUGGGAGGACAUAGGCCCUGGACACUCCAGCUCCAGUGUAGAUGGAGUCUCCUCCACAGCAGAAGGCCAAUUCCUCAGUGCUGGAGGAAACAGAGUACUGCAGGCAUGUACCAGGGAAGACAGCAAGCCAGAGGUAAAGGAAGCCAGACCUGCUAAAGCAGAAAUAUGUCCCUGGGAGGCAAAUGAAAGAGCAGAGGACUGGACAUUGGGACAGGCUCCAAAAGAAGGCAAACCUCAAAAGAACCAGGAAAAAAUGCCUGCACAACCAGGAAUCAAAGCAGCAGAUGUCACAGCUUGCAAAGAGCAUGAAGGGCAGAUCCCAGGCCAGGAAGCAUUAUGUCCCCGGAAGAGCAUGGACCCUGGCAGUGACCCCUCACAGCCAUGCUCUCGAGACACUGGUAAACCCAAAGACAGUGUCCAGAUUUUAGACAGUGUGGGAGGUAAAACUGCAGACAUCUGUCCAUGGGAGGUGGAUGAGGCCCUCACUGCAAAGGCAAACAUCUGCCCCUGGGAGGUAAGUGCUAGCAUGAUGCAGGAAGGGACUUUGGGAACUGAGGCCAUUUGGAAAUUCCCAAAUGAUACAGAAAAAGUUUCUGGAGAUUCUGGGCCCAGGAAGCGAGCAGCCACCACUCCAGAGAAGCCAGAGCAGCAGCUACCUCAAAAAAGUGAGGUAGUUUGCCCCUGGGAAGGUUUGGAUCCUGAGGGUGCAUCCCAGCAGUCACAUGCUCUGGACACCUCUGCAUCGAAAGCUGGACCCCAGGACUUGGGCAGUGUCGGGUGCAGGCCAGCUGAAGUGUGUCCCUGGGAGGUGGAGGAAGUGCCUACCACGAAUAAGGCUGAGGUCUGUCCCUGGGAAGUGGAUGAAGGAUUGACAGAGAAGGGACGAGAACAGGAGAUGGAGAAUGAGUCAACAGGGCAGAGAAAAACACUAGCAAAACUCCCUUCCCUGCGAAAAGACGUGUCAAAAUGGGAAGCAAAAUCAAGUCAGGAGCAGGAAACUGUUUGUCCGUGGGAGACCAUGGACUUGAGUAGCAAAGUGGGGGAGGGGCAUGCCUCAAAAGUGAGUGAUGACAAAGUAGAGAAAGGGGGUCUGAGGCAACACCCAAAUGACUCCCUUCUGGAACACAUGGGGACUCCCGAAAAAGCUGCAUGUUCCAAAGCAGAACACGAAGGGAAAAAUAUAAGCAAAGAGCUGCAAUCUGUCUGUCCAUGGGAGGGCUUGGCUCCAGGGGGCUUAUUCUCCCACCCAGACAAACCGAAUGCUGGCUCGUGGGGGCAGGUCAGUGUUGAGGGCAGGGUUGCUGAAGUGUGCCCUUGGGAUGCUCUGGACCCAGAUGCUUGCAAUGCCAAGGCCCAGAUCUGUCCCUGGGAGGAGAUUGAGCAAAUUCCUGAGAAAGGGGUAUCAAGACAAGAUGGGAAAGAGGUAUCUCAAGACAAGCGGAAAGCCAUAGACAAAUCAGAGCCCAAAGAUGUGGCAGUUCAGAAAAAGCAAGAGAAAGCAGACGGGAAGCAGGAGGCUGUUUGUCCCUGGGAGAGUCAAGAUUGUGAAGGUCUAUCUCUACAACUAGCCCCACAAGCUUCUGACAGAGGCAAAGGCAGUUCUGAGGCAGCAGGUGGUGUGGGGGCCAGGAUAGCAGACGUGUGUCCGUGGGAUGCAGAAGAGGUUCCCUCUGUCAAGAAAGUUGAGAUCUGUCCCUGGGAGAUGAGUGAAGGAGCAGCAGAGAAAGGGGGACUGAAGCAGAAGGCACAGGGAGAUUCACAAGAGCAAGGAGAGAAGUUCCUUCAAAAAGCAGGCUCUGAAAGGUCUAAGGAACACUUUUCGGUACAAGGUGAAAAACUCAGUGGGGACAUGGAGACAGUCUGCCCAUGGGAAGGCACAGGUUCAGGGGGGCUCUGCCUCCAACCAGAUGCUCUGGACACUGAGCAUCCCAAACUCAGUUCUCAGGGGGCACAUAGUCAGGGGAGUUCAGUGGAGUUGUGCAGAUGGGAAGUCACAGAUCCUGAAGGAAAUAAAAUAAAGGGUACCAUGGCAGAAAUCUGUCCAUGGGAGGGAACUGGUACCAUAUCUGACAAAUGUAGCCUCCUGGCUUUAACAGCAACUCAGACAGAAAUAUUCACCACCACUGCUCAGGAGAGACCACCCUGCCUUUCAGUUCACAGACCUCUAGAAAGCUUCCUUCCACAAAGCAAAAGCCCUCAUCCUGAGGUGAGCAGACUAGACGGUACUUCUACUCUGACAGGUGCCAGAGAAUCCCAAGGCCCUCUGGGGCUUAGGCCAGGAACCACCUUAGCCCCAGAGCCAAGUGUCCAAGAAGCUGCGACUCAGAAGUCUUCCUCCUUAACUGAAGAGCAAAAAGAAACUGUCUCUAAAACUCAGUCUGGAGACUUUACCCUUCCAAAUGUCUAUCCAUGGGAUUGGGAAUAA